AUGUACAACAAUUGGUCCAAGCGCGCUAAUAUAGUUUCUUCGUUUUUACACUGGUACAAGAUAGAAAGCAUUGUCGACUAUCUCCAGAGUCUUCGUGACUAUAUUAUUCAUCCUGGAGAUGAUCAUAAAAAUAUAAAGGCCAUUCCCACUUUGGUCCGAACCGAAUGCCCUGUGGGUACAGAAUCCCGCUUUCCGGAAGAUGGAUUGUUCGUCUGUCAAGGAUAUGGAAAAUGGGGUCUAAAAAUCGACAUUAUCCAAAUAUUUGUUGACACAAUCGUGCACCCAAAGAGACUCGAACGAAGCUAUUGGAAUUUAAGCUCCCAAGGUCAAUCAGAGGAAAUUCUACUGAGUCUCAUUGAUGAUCUAUUUCAAAUCAUCGAGCAAAUGAGUGACGUCGUGGAUAGAGCUAGUUUUGAGAAACGAUAUGGCCUUCAAUGGGUGGACCUAUGA
This is a messenger RNA of Phycomyces blakesleeanus NRRL 1555(-), 450 nucleotides long. RefSeq lists its product as hypothetical. Gene Ontology annotation, molecular function: structural molecule activity. The coding region runs from base 1 to 450 and encodes 149 amino acids. NCBI's taxonomy places the organism in Eukaryota, Fungi, Mucoromycota, Mucoromycetes, Mucorales, Phycomycetaceae. The transcript has a single exon. The record is from RefSeq and is a predicted model, not a curated record.